CAGGCAACAACAACAACAACAUUAGCAGUAGAAGCGUUGAUAGCGGCAUCAUCCUUUAGUGCCUUAGUAAACAACCCCUUUUAGCCUUAGCCUUAGCCUUCCGGGUCCGAACGCAGACACACACACAGCAGCAGCAGCAGCAUGUCGACGCAACGUAUUUGGACGACUGACAGCAACCACAGAACAGAUUACGGGCAUGAGUCAGAGAAGAGCUCCGUCACCCAUCCGCACACCGUGCCGCCGCCGGCCGGAAAUCCCUACCUAAUCGGUAUCCAAUCAAGAUUCCGGCGACGGUAUUAUCACAAAUCGAUAGUAUUAUUUCUGCUGCUGGUUAUCUUCAUCCUGACGAUCGCUAUCAUAGUAAUAGCAUGCUUGCUCCACUUUCCGCCCGAAAUCUGCCACAGUGCGGACUGUCUCCGGUCGGCGGCCGCCCUCAAGCACAGCAUGGACCUGACGGUGGACCCGUGCGAGGACUUUUACCAGUACGCGUGCGGCAACUGGGAGGACGAACAUCCGCGACCCGACACGUACGUCAGCUUCGAUUGGUUCAGCGAGCGGCAGGCGAAGAUUUUGCGCAACAUCCGCCACUACCUGCAGGCGAACAGUAGCGCGCUCGAUCCGAAACCGGUCGUGCAGGCCCGCACCAUGUACGCGGCCUGCCUGAACCUCACUGCCAUGGAUCGGCUCGGCUAUGGGCCGGUGUUUAAGUAUCUGAAACAGUUCCAGCUUCCCCCGUACCCGUCGCUGCUGAACGUGACCGAGGGACCGGCAUCGGCCACCUUUCAGGGCUAUGGGUUCGAUUGGGUCAAGUCGCUGGCCAAGAUCAAGCAGCUGCUCGGGAUGGACAUCUUCAUCGGGCUGGAUGUGUAUCCGGAUCCGCGGCACCGGGACUACAACCGGCUGGUGCUGGGAACGCCCGAGAGUGGAUCGGAUUUGCCAUUCAACACGGACAUUCUGAGACACAUCCGCCGGGGACGAACGCGCCGCAAGCUAAUGGUCAGUGCGGACGAUGAAGCAGAUGGUGAGAGCGAUGGAGAGGAGGUGGAGGACGCUGACGACGAGGUGGGACCGCUGACUGCUUACAAAAAGUUCAUGAUCGGUGUGAUGAAGCUGUUGGUGAACAGUACCGACCCGACAAUCAAGGUAGAAUCGUUUAACGCACAGUUCGAGAGGGCGGCCACGAUUGUGGUACAGUUUUCGGACUCGAUCUCUAAGUUUAACCGUGAAGCAGAGAACGCAUCCCGCAGCACCAACGUAGAGGAUCGACUCAACCUACAGGACAUCGUGUACUACACCGUAGCAGACCUGCAAAACAUCACCGACACGCACCUAGCGCCAAAGGAUCCGCUGCCGAUCUGGGAGCGUCUGCUGGCCAGCGUGUUCGAGGGCAUCCCGGAGGCACAGCUCAACCUGCAGGACGAGCUAAUCCUCACCAGCAAUGCGGACCUCCUCUACCUCAAACUGCUCGUCGACUAUCUCGCCGUAACGCCACUCGCCCACAUCGAGCUGUACAUCUGGUGGACGGUGGUCGAGGAGCUGAUCCUGCACACCACGCUGGAGGUGCGAAAGCUGUACUACGACUACUACAAAUCGAUCGCCCCCUCCGAUGGGUUCAGCUCGCGGACGCUCUACUGUACCGGCACGGUGAACCGCCUGCUCGGCAUGGCCGUAAGCUACGCCAUCUCGAGCGACAACUUUACGCGGGACACGAAACCGCGCGUGCAGGACAUGCUGCGCUACAUACGCACCGCGUUCGAGGGACUGGUGCGCGACACCACGUGGAUGGAUUGGCCUACGAAGCAGUCGACGCUGCGCAAAUCGCAGGCGAUGCGAAGCCUGAUUGGCUUCCCCGACUGGAUACUGGACCAUCGGGAGCUGGAGCAGCAUUACAGUGGGUUGCAAGUUAACGAGAGCACCCACCUGGAAAACAUGAUGCAAGAGGUACAGCGUAAAAACAUCAUCAAACUGCGCCGCUGGCGCCAGAAGCACGAGCUCAGCUGGGAAACGUUGCCCACCAACGUGAACGCGUUUCACACAUUCCAAGAAAAUGCGAUAACCAUACCGAUUGCAAUCCUGCAGUACCCGUUCUACCAUCUAGGAUUGGAAGCACUAAACUAUGGUGCGCUGGGAACAAUCCUUGGGCACGAGCUAACGCACGGCUUCGACGACAGUGGGCGUCAGUUCGAUAAGGACGGCAAUCUCGCCCAAUGGUGGACGGACAGGACGGUGCAGGAGUACGUGAACCGUACCAAGUGCUUCGUGAGCCAGUACAGCCGCUACUACAUACCGGAGGCGGACGAUUAUAUCGACGGGCUGCUGACGCUCGGCGAAAACAUUGCCGACAAUGGGGGCGUCCGGGAGGCGUUCCGGGCGUACCAGCUGUACGUGAAGAACGGUGGCAAGGAUCCGCUGCUGCCCGGGUUCGAGCACUACACGCACGAGCAGCUGUUUUUCAUCUCGUACGGCAAUAUAUGGUGCGAGUCGCACACGCAGGCGGCGGCCAAGGCCUACCUCGACGAUUCCCACUGUCCGGGGAAGUUUCGGCUGAAGGGUGUGCUGACGAACUCGCCCGAGUUUAGCCAAACGUUUGGCUGCAAGCCGGGAACGGAGAUGAACCCCGGCAAGGACAAGUGUCGCAUCUGGUGAGCUUUGUGGCGCGCGUGAUUGUGUGUGCGUAUCGUGUGACACCGCUCCUGGCGGACUCGUUGAGACAGUUGUUACCCCGUACUAGGUUUCAGUGUCAGGAAUUCGCGGAAGACAGGUCACUAACAGGAAGAUAUUUAAGAAGGGGUAGAGUGUGAACAAACAAUUCAUUAUGCUGUGUUAAAUGUGAUACAGGCACCACAACAAUCUCACAAAAAGCGGGAAGUGAUACGGUAGAUAGAUGUUAAACUGUAGCAAGGGAGGAUGCUCCUUUGCAAUGAAAGAGAAUAAGAAACAAUGGGUAUGUUUUUUUAAACAAUUUGUUAUCUGCAUGUUGAUGAGUUUAUGCAAAUCAAACUGUAUUAAAUGUCUUGCAAGAACAACAAAAUAAAGCAUU
Anopheles coluzzii is the source of this 3040-nucleotide messenger RNA. RefSeq names its product endothelin-converting enzyme 2 (gene Nep5). Gene Ontology annotation, cellular component: plasma membrane. Bases 142 to 2646 code for a protein of 834 amino acids. The record is from RefSeq and is a predicted model, not a curated record. Gene Ontology annotation, biological process: protein processing. Lineage: Eukaryota; Metazoa; Arthropoda; Insecta; Diptera; Culicidae. Gene Ontology annotation, molecular function: metalloendopeptidase activity. The transcript is spliced from 11 exons.